CGCCCCGAGACUCCCAGUGGCGCCGGGCGCCGGCCCCACUGGCGCCGUAAGCGCCGUCUCGUCUCGCCGGUGUAAUUAGCACAUGAAACAACAUGUUCGCGCGUCGCCGGGCCGCGCUGUGCGACUAAACUCCUGUGUUCAGUCAGAAUACUUUCGUGCUUUUAUUUUUCUCCCUGCUUCACUUGAAUAAAUUUUAUCUUGAUUAUUCGUUAGCUAAACUGUAAGUUUUCAACUUGAGAAAUGAAGAGUUAAUAACAAUUGUUAAGGAAAUCAAAAUGACUUUGGACUUUGGAUCACCAAAACGCCUUUUCCUUAGCCUCAUCCAUCCUAUAUCUUUUGACAACUUUUUCUCACAGUAUUGGGAGGAAAAACCAUUACACUUAGCUCGAAAUCAAGGAUUGACUGGCAGCACUUCUGACGGUAUUCUGUCUUUGUCUCAUAGAACUUUGCGAAAUUUUGUUAAGAGUUGUCAUCUGCAGUGUGGUAAAGAUGUAGACAUUUUGAGAUAUUCAAAUUGUGGAAAAAAGGAAAGCUUAAAUGAGAACGGAAUUUUAUCACUCACUAAGUAUGACAAGCUUGUGACAGGUGGGUCAGCAUCAGCUUGUUUCAAUGAGCUUCAGCGUCAUCAGGAUAAUCUCUGGCAGCUUGUAGAACUCUUGGAAUCAUUUUUUGGGACUUUAGUUGGGUCAAAGGUGAUUGUGAGCCCCAGCAGUGCUCAAAGGUCACUUACACCCCUACAAUCUAGCAAUGCAGAAACUUUUAUCAUUCAAACUGAGGGUGAAACCCAGUGGAGACUUUACUUUCCAGUUUCUCCUCUUUCAAGGAACUUUUUAGAAAAUGUUUCUUCAGAACACUUAGGAGAGCCUACGCAUGAAGUUCUUCUUAGAGCUGGAGACCUCUUAUACCUUCCACGUGGAACUGUUUAUCAAAAUACUUCAAUUGUUACAAAUACACAUGCAACCCAUUUAGUAGUCUACACCUACCAAAAAGCAUCAUGGGGAGAUUACUUACAAUCUGUUUUCCCCUCCUUAAUUAAAGAAGCUGUUGAUUCAGACUUGGAUUUUCGACGAGGACUUCCAAUUAAUUUUUUAAAGUCUACAAAGCUUACUAAGAGUAGGAAGUUUCAAUCUGUUUUGGGCAUUCUUUUGUUAAAAUUGUCUAAAGCACGUUUAGAAAGAUUUCCUUUACCAAAGGAUUUAAUGGAGAAAUUUAUGGAAAAGCGCAUGCCCCCAUUCAGGGCAAAUCCUUCUUUACUUAGGAAUACUUUACCAGGCGGUACACCCCCUGAUCUGUCAUGCAAAGUGCGCUUGAAGUAUCCAGAGCAUUUGUGUUUUUUGAUUGCUGACAGAAGUGAUGUGGAUGAUAGUUGCUUAACAAACUAUGAUUUGGCUUCUAAAACAGACUCCUUUCCAUUAGAUGACUCAGCCAACACUCAAUUUCAAUUUUUAUCACAGUCUUUAUUUGGGACUGAUGAAUCACAAGCUUUAUUUGUCUUUAGUUCAUUGCUGAAUUCCAGAGUUAACCACAUGGUACCUUCAUUAAACAAACAGGUGAAUGAACAUGCUGCUCUUACUCUUGUUCUUCCCACCAGUUUCUAUACUAGCCUAGAAACUCUUAAAGCUUCGAGUGAACAAUUUGUUGCUGCCAUUUGUCUACCUUUGGAAGAUCCAGCAGAUCGAGAACAGUUGAUCAGGGCAUUAUGGAGUAAGCAUUUGAUUGAAUGCAUACCUGGUUUUCGGGCUGAGCCAUGCAAAAUUACUAAACUUGAUUAAAUGAACUGUGUCUCUUGGAACAUGUGGAAAUUGUUAUAUUUUUUUAUUUACUGCCAAUAUAGUUGUAUUUAAAAGCAAACUGAA
Frankliniella occidentalis (western flower thrips) is the source of this 1856-nucleotide messenger RNA. RefSeq names its product ribosomal oxygenase 2-like. Gene Ontology annotation, molecular function: histone H3K36 demethylase activity; histone H3K4 demethylase activity. The record is from RefSeq and is a predicted model, not a curated record. Lineage: Eukaryota; Metazoa; Arthropoda; Insecta; Thysanoptera; Thripidae. Gene Ontology annotation, cellular component: nucleolus. The transcript has 8 exons. Bases 276 to 1772 code for a protein of 498 amino acids.